AUUUUGUUGGCGUUUGUUGCCACUUGAUGGCGUAUGCGUAGUCGUUGAAAAUGUUGGUCGGAAUCCGAACCUGUCGAAAAUGAUGAAUUCGGUUUUGCAAAUUAUUAGAACUUUAGUAAUGUUGUAGUUAAAUUACAUAAACAUGAAGAUAUAAUAGCUAGGUUGUGAUAAAUAUUAUUUUCAACGGGGUGGAGAGUGUUUUCGGUGUGUAAAAGUCAUAAGACUUGUGUCAUCUGACUUCUACCUUCAAGAUGGCUCCUCCGCCGGAGUAUGAUAAGGAACCGAAAGCCCCGGAUAAAAGUGUCAUAAGCAUUUCCUGUGAAGAAACGAAGGCGCUACACAAUCUAGCAAACGACCAGCAAACCAAUUCGGACAAUAAACCUGAGAAAACGGUGGGCAGUAGCGAAGUGGAGAACAACAAACACGUGGGAGCGUUGGACGAUGGGCAGCUGCGAGCGCUGCUCGACGAAGCCAUCACGUACAAGUGCCCCAAGGACCGGGAAGGCAAAAGCAAUCUUUUUAAGGAAUUACUACAAGAGGUAGAACUUCGGGACGAGCAAGACGAGCAAGCCAGCGAAGAGGCAGCGCGUGGUCUCAGCGGGGGCAGACGGGGGCGCGCAACACAGGGCCGUGCCCGGCGAGCUCUCCCCCACUCCAACUCCCUCCAAGACCUAGUAGCCGCGGCCCUGGCGGCCGAGCCCGCUCCGCGUCACGGCCGUAAUAGGCACCAUCACAACUCCUCGCACCAUCAUUCGUCGCACCACCACCCGCCGCCUGUGUCAGCUAGAGCUAUCCAUGGCGGUAGCUUGCCCUCUGGAGUCGAUACAUCGUUCCUAUUGGGGGAAGAGCCGACCGCGACGCGCGGCUCGGUGAGCGCGGGCGCAGGAGGCUACCUUGCGACUGUGCGCUGCGUGAACCCACCGCCGCUCGCCGAACGCCGCGUCUCCGCCAGUGACGCCAACUGCGCCAGCGAGGUCGAACUACUCAACAGGCGGAGCAAGCCAGCGUUCCCGAUGACAUAUACGGCACGCGCGACCCUCGAGAUAGGUAGCGGCAGCGUGUGCUCAGGCCGCGCCACUACCACCACCACUGCUUCCAACCAGGUCGAUUCCGCUAUUCCAUUCAGUUGCAUCACAACACCAGAGGUUGUGGCCAGUUGCAACACCACAUCUUCCACCAGCCAAUCGACGGUCGCCGUGGACCAUAAGCCGCUGCAGCUGGCAUCGAGCUACCUCGCCGUGGCAAGCCUGACGGGCCCGCCGCCCCCCGCGGUCGCGCAACCCCUUCCGGCUGCGCCGCGACCCGUCCCCGCGAUGCCAGGACCUGCACCCACAGACCUGCACCCGCGCAGCGUGAUCUCGAGCAGCUUCAACGGGCUGCCGAUGCCGCUAACGCGGCCUAACUACGGCUCCACUGCGUCCACGGCGUCCGACGAAUUUAAGAAAUCUCUCGAUGAAAACGGCAAUUCAGUACAAGGAUUCAGCUCGCCCCUCUCGGGGUCUAGUCAACACAAAAAACCGAGGAGGAAAAAGUCUUCCAAGAACGAAACAGUCAUAACGUCUCACGAGAUCAACGGCUACCAGGGAAAUAAGGACCUCGAGGAGUUGCUGCGGUUCAUCGAAUCGAACGCGGAGGGCGGCCGCGCGCAGAAACUGCCGCGCGCGAAGCACAAGGACGACGCCGAAGACAAGGGCGGCAAGAAGCGGUCAGCCGAGCGGCGCAAGGACAAGGAGAGCAAGAUGAAGCGCGCCACCUCCAUGGAGGAGCUGUCGCGGACCAAGCUCGAGGACCUCACCGAUAAGCCCAAGAAGGAGAGGCGCGCCGACGCGCCCGCCAAGGCCGAGCGCCGCAGCUGGGGCGACGACGCGCGCGACGCCUUCUACUUCCGCGACGAAGACGACGCGGCGCCGGCGCCCGACGCCGACUUCCAGACCGUGACCAAGAAGCGCAAGCCGCGGCGGCGCGAGCCCGAGCCCGACGCGGCGGCCGGGGACCCCCCGCGCCCCGCGCCGCCGCCCGCGCCGCCCAAGCCGCACCGCAAGGCGCGCGACUGCGAGAGCUCGCUCGAGCUGCACUCGCCGGAGCCCCGCCAGGGCGCGCGCCGGCGCUCGCUGCAGGAGCGCGGCCCGCUGGACCCGCUGGACCCGCUGGACCCGCCCGACUGCCCGGCGCCCGACGUCGUGGCCGACCGCCGCCCGCCCGUCAUCCUGCUCGACUCGGCGGCGCGCCCUCGCGACAUGGACGGCGUCACCUUCGGCUUCGACAUCAACGAGCAGCUGCUCGGCGGCGCGCCGCGGCGGCCGCGCUGCGACCUGGUCCGCGACGCGGUGGAGGGGGGCGCGGGGGGCGUGGCGGUGCUGGCCGGCUGCGCCGCGCUGCGCUACGUGCCGCCCGCGCCGCCCGUAGACACGCUGCACCUGCACCAGAUCAUCGACUAUGUCGGCGCCGCCUGGGAAGACGUAGUACGGUGCGGCAGCGGCAAAGUGCGGUACUUCAGCGAAUAGCAUCACGCGCUUGCCGUCUUAUAGACUGCUGUUGCGCGGCACGACAGACGAAGUGACGAAAGUUUUGCGGUGUCGUAGUGCGCUCGAGAAUUGUGAUGUGUGCCGAAGUGAAAGUGACGCGAGUGACGGUGAUUGAGCAUGGUGUCGCCAACGACAUUCUCGUGUGCGAUCGAAGGCGAGACAAUUAUCGCGACGAGAGCUUCCGCCACCGCCGCGCGUGGCUGAUAGCGACUCGAGCGUCUCCUUGAUAUCCCCACUAACCGGUGUCAAAUGGAAUAUUUUUGUAAAAGUAUAUGCUAUAAGCGUGCGAAUUCCGCGAGAAUUCGAAUUAUCGGUGAAUGUGGUUUCUACGAGGCGCACUUGCGUUAAGCGUAGUAGUGCGGCGCGUAUGUUUGCGAAGCUAGUGCUGUUUCUCGCCCAUUGGGUCCGGUCGUGGUCACACGUAUCUAAGCGUCUUCGCUGUGAUUAAAGUUAAUUUUGUUUUCGCUUUGUAAAUACGAAUGAACGAGAGCUAUCUUGAGCAUUUAAUUACUAUUGCACUCAGAAAAAAUGUAAAAAAAAAUUCGUUAUUGAUUAGAGUCUGGUAUUUUGUUGGAGAUUUAUUUAGUUGUGAUUGUUAAGGCCUGGCGCGAACUCGAAUUCUGAAGCAUGGUCACAGUAGCGAUAGCAAAAUUGGACAUAUACAAAUUUGUAUCGACAUGUAUGGUUAAGAGGUCUGUAAGUGCAAGCACCAGGCCACUUUUGGUUUGAAUUGUAAGAGACAUGUAAUAUUUUGUUUCUGUUGAUGUUUAUUGUGCUUGAGUUUUGUUAUAUAAUCACAAAUAUUUGGUAGAUUUUCCUCUAACUAGCCACUCCUGUCUAAUUUUGUUAUGUAUUUUUAAGUUUUACCAUUCUAAACUGUAAAUAAAAUGAAGAUCUUUUAAGGUGUAACUGGCCAUAUUAAUAUGGAGGUGAUGUUGCUGUUUGUACAUCUUGUUAAGAAAGUAUUUUUAUGUACUUUUAUAAGUCUUUCUAUGUUGAAAAUCCUUAGUUUGAUAUGAGUAGAAAACCAUUGUACAAAUCUCAUAAUUAUCUUGUACACUGUUCUCUAGAAUUUAGCCAGAGUUGUUAUUGUCUUUACAAAUUUUUCAAACAAGGUUACACAGAGCAACGUCAAGUUGUAUGAAAAUGAGCUGAUGAGAAAUUAAAUGUUUAGAUACCGCAUGGCAAAAUCUGAAGCCAGUAGCACACAUGUUCAUUAUACAUUUAAAAUGUCAAACCUUUUAAUUUCCUCUUCGGUUUAGUUUGAAAUGAAAGUAAUUACAAUAAUAUAAUCAUUAUUAUGAAGUCUGUACAUUGAACAUAGUUGCUACUGAUUUAUGAGAAUGUAAGUACACAUUGAAACCUGCAUUAAACUGUGCGCAUUGCAUGAUAAUAAAGAAAUUAGGAAUUGAAAUCACUUUGGCUCCACUCUUCUAUAUAACGAGAACAUUGUACUUCAAUACUAUGUUCCCGCUAGACAUUCAUUUACUUUUAGCAUAAAUAGCCUUUAUUGAAAGUUGGACUGGAAAGAAUAAUUUAAAUUUAUUUGUUCAAGAAUGUUGGCAUUCAAUUCUUUAUGUACUAAGAACAAUUAUAGUGUUACUAUAUUCAAUUAACUAAACCUCUUGUACCAACAAAAUUGUUCAUAUGUAGUAGAUACUGCUAUUCUCGCAUAGAGAUCUCGCGCUUUAUGUCGUUAUCGUGCAAAUAGGACCCUGUUGUGUUACCCUACUAUUAAGAACAAGUACAUGAUUGAAUAUACUUUUUUUUAUCAUGUAUGUUACUACUUGUUUGUCUACAUAUAUAGAGUUCAAGAUGACCAUAUGGAAGAAGAUGUCAUAUUCAUUACGGAGACGAAUUCCUUGUACCAAAUUGAAUCUAAACAAAUCAAUGAAUGCCUGAGAUUCACUCUGUUAUGCUUUGCCAUUAGCUAAGUCACUGAAUCUCAUGUCUGUGCACAGUUUUUUGUCUGGAAGGUUUGACCAAACUGUGUUGUGUAUACAUAUUAUUAUAAUUAUAUAUUGUACAUAAUAUAAAAGAGUCAACAUGAUAUUGUUAAGUACGCGACAAGAGCAUUUAUGUAUUCUUUGUGUAGCUCGCGGAUAAUGUGGGGCUGAACUUUGCAAAUGGACAUAUAUAAAACUAUUUGUUUGGAUAUUGUUAGCUACAGUAAAAUGCGACUGUUUAAAAAACCUUCAUUGUAAUUUAUCAUCAUUGGGUGCCAUCUUCCAAUUUCGCAGUGGAAGUUGAACAUACAAAUGACUUGUGUACAUUAUGAACACAAUUUUUAAGCUUAUAAUAAAGCAGAGUCAUUGUAGUGUUCACUGCCUAAUUUCCGUGGUAAUAUUUAUUUUUCUUUAUUCUUUUAAGUAUUAUGCAUGAAUAUUAUUGUAAAAUAUUAUUUAAUAUACUCAAAUACUAUAAAUACACGAAAAUUAGACAGAGAUUACCCUACAAAGCCUGUCUCGAAAGGUUCUAAAUAGCAACCGAACUUCAUGUUCUUUGCACAACAAUGGAAUUGUAAAACAGUACUGGUUUUAGUUAUUCACAAUUUUAGCCCUGUAUGUAUGCUUAGGCAUACAAACGCGAUCAAGUCAUUGAAUAUUAGUUCAAUUUCCAAGCAUUUAUGCCAUGAAUAACAGUUCAACGAAGUAUUGAUUGUGUGCAACAGCAUCUUUGGAAUUAUGCAAAGAACACUUUGCAUACAAAAUCUUUUUUUUUUGUCGUGUUUUUUUUGUUACUCGGUCCAGAUAUUGGGUAGCACAUACUCACAGUACCACUGUAUUCAUAUUCAAUCUAUGAAGUCAUAUAGUUUCCACCUAUCGUCAUCGACGCUAAAACUAGUCCAUAAAAAUAUUAAAAAUCCAUCCUCAUUAAAAGAAUAGCUUACAAAAAACAUUUUGUGCCUAUAAUUGAUACAAUGAAGAUUACAAUUAUUGUAUUAUGUUUGUAGCAAGAUUGCAGAGAUGAGAAUAUGGUGCAGAACCAGCGUGCGAUCGGAUUUCUUGAACUAACAUUUAGAAGGAACCAAACACCGUUCGGCAAUAAACUUUAGCAAAAGUUAUGCUGAUUUUGUUAAACACGUAAAGACGUGCAUGUGUGUUCACUUUACGCUGUGAAUUGAAAUUUAAAUGGCUGCAAUUGUAUAUAACAUUUAUACUUUCAUUUAAUAUUGAGAGUAUGUUGGCAUUAUAAAAAUAAUUGUUGCUAUUGAUAACAAAAGCACUGAAGAAAGCUCAUAUCAGAGGUAUAGAAAUAUCAUUUAUUAUUUCUUUCCCUUGUAAAAUAUGUAAAUAGUGGUGCAGAAAAAAAGUUGCGGUUUUUUUAAUCAUUCUUAGUGCAUAUUUGACGUGAAUGAGAGAUCUCUGGGUUUAGAUGUGACAACGCGCUCUCGACGGCGCAGGCGCAGGGCUGGAUACCCCGCUGAAUCUUCGCUAUGACACUGAAUUGAAUAAUGCGACAAAUUAUUUUUUUACUUUUAGUAAACACCUACGCCGACAUAACAAUGGCAAUGUUCAGUGCUACGCGGUACGCGUUCAGAGCACUACGCAUAUGUGUACUCCCAUACUUCGCUACGUCUUACUUAUCAGCCUCUGGCAGGAAAUUGACUGCUAUGUUAUUAUCCAUAUUUUAAAGCCUUAUUUGUAAAAAAUGCUCCGAUAUCUAAAAUUGUUUACUAACGAGUGUAUAUAGGGUUGUUUGUAAAAUACUAAACAACCUCACAGAACUAUAUUAUCAACAUCAUAAACAACAAUGGUUUUUUUCUAUAAUAUAAUAAUUUUAAAUAAUUUGUGCCAUUUCUUUUUACAAAACAUAAUAAAUUUACCAAAAAUAAAAUCUCUAAAUAAAUAAACGUUUGUUGUAUUAUCGGACACUUUUUAGAUCUGUAUUUGUUAGUAAAGUACUAAGUUAAUACGUGCAAGCGUCCUUCCCGAUGUCCCCCAUCCCCGCUCCUGGGUUUUGCAUCGGACUGGUAUUUCCGCUAAAGCUAUCUUUUGAUACCGCACAGAGUUAUCACCGUUUAGAGUGGUCUAUUUAAAUAUUUUUAUUUUUGUACGAAAAAUUGACGAAUUAUAAGCUAUGAUGUUAGAAUAUAAUCCUGGGAGGUUGUAUAUAUAUAUACAAAUAACCCUGUAUAAGAUAAGCUAUAAUUAAAUUUUUGAGCUGAUAUAAUAAUUAUUUUGUUUAGAAACUGGAGUGAUACUGCUUAGGAAGGCUAUUUGGCGAAGUGUAAAUGUAUAAAUAAAUUAAUACCGAAAUAUAAGUUUCAACAAAUGUCUCAUUAUCUGAUUAAACACCAAAAUAUGUAUAUUGGUAUAUGUAAGAUAUACAGAUGUACCAGCUUAAAUUGCACAGUUUUUAAUUGGGAUUGGAACUGUAGAAAUUGGUAUAAGCAAAAAUUGGAAAAAUACACUUUAAUAAUGCUUUUGAAGCAUUUCUUCAGUUUUUUUAUACACGGAUUUUUUUUUAAAAAAAGGCAAUUAUAUCAAUAAAGGUAAUAAAUAAUACAUUUGACUCGUCUCUAUUCAUUUCGAAAUUUUAAGGAGGCACAUCAGUUAAAAUUUUCUUAUAAUAAUAGCAAGAUAAUUUUUGUAUGUUUUUUUAUGAAGUGCCGCUAGCCAAAUUAUUUACUGUAAGUAUAUUGAAUUUUAAUUUAUUCAGGAAAUGAGACAAAUGUCCUGUAUCAUAAUAUGUAUCAAUAUGAAGAAUUAUUUAUCUGCUUAUUUCUAACUAUAGUUCUAUGCAUUUGCUUUGUUCUUAAAUACACUAGUUUUAAUAACUAAUAUAUGAAUUGAAAGAAAAACAAUUUCAAUUGUCCUUAUGACAAUUUUGUACUAUCUUUUCAGUGAAACUCGAAUGUUCCCAUUUGCAAUAAUGUGAAGUAGAUGUAAAUAAGAACAGAGUAAAGUCAUGGGGACGUUUUUAACUGUAAAAGAUUUGUUUAUAAACAAUAUUGUAACCAACUGCAAUUUACAGUUAUGUACUUUUUCACUGUUUCCG
Messenger RNA from Hyposmocoma kahamanoa, 7526 nucleotides. RefSeq lists its product as uncharacterized. The coding region runs from base 252 to 2504 and encodes 750 amino acids. Lineage: Eukaryota; Metazoa; Arthropoda; Insecta; Lepidoptera; Cosmopterigidae. The record is from RefSeq and is a predicted model, not a curated record. The transcript is spliced from 12 exons.